Coniophora puteana RWD-64-598 SS2 is the source of this 2592-nucleotide messenger RNA. RefSeq names its product Cullin-4B. Gene Ontology annotation, molecular function: ubiquitin protein ligase binding. The coding region runs from base 58 to 2481 and encodes 807 amino acids. NCBI's taxonomy places the organism in Eukaryota, Fungi, Basidiomycota, Agaricomycetes, Boletales, Coniophoraceae. The record is from RefSeq and is a predicted model, not a curated record. Gene Ontology annotation, cellular component: Cul4-RING E3 ubiquitin ligase complex. Gene Ontology annotation, biological process: ubiquitin-dependent protein catabolic process; protein ubiquitination; DNA damage response. The transcript is spliced from 11 exons.
GGACCAACGGACGAGCAACAUCACCCCCGACGACGGCAGCAAGCACCUUAACUCAAGAUGGACGUGGAGAGCCUGCUCACGCUUCCCAAGACUUCAAAUGCAUUCUCAGCCCUCCGGUCGACUGUAUUGGUCGACCGGGAUUUAGACGCGGGGUCGGCAUCAUCUUAUCCGCGCAAGACACCGCGCUUGGACGCCGACUCUGACUCUGGUUCUGCUUCUAGGUCUCGCAAUCGCAUUUCUAUCACAGGCAAGGGUGUGGAUAGGACUGGUCCUGUUCGCAUACAGGUCAUUGGCUUCAAUGGCAGUGACCCGUCAAUCGAGAAGGACUACAACAACCUGUUCGCGUUACUCAGAAGUGCGACACGUUACAUUCUCACCAAAGGCGAAAGUGUGCCCGCGACGUACGAGAAGCUCUAUACCGCUUGCUGCACCACAGUCGGACCUGCAGCAAGGGGUGAAAGCCUGUACACGGCAGUCAGCCAGGAGCUCGAACAGGGCAUCGGGAGAAUCGCGACCAGCCUUAUCAACGAACCGCGGGAAGGGAUAGAAUGGAUCAGCGCAUUCGUGGAGUGGUGUGACUGGUUCAAGAUACAAAUUACGUUGUUGCAAUCAAUCUUUACCUACCUGGAUCGUGUCUAUGUGAUUAAGUCGGGCAAGCUUGGAUUACGCGAGACGGCUUUUGACAUGUUCAAGAGCCGCAUCUGUGAUGAUAUCAGAUUAAUGGAUAGGAUGCGCAUUAGUAUUCGACAAUGGUUGAUAUGGGAGAGAAAUAACCGUGAGCCCCACAACCAACGAGAGCACUUCAUCUCUCUCGUCACACACCUCGUCUCUCACAAUCAGUAUCACGACCUAUUUGAGACGUAUUACAUCAAGUGCACGCAAGAGUACUUCGCAGAUGAGUCAAAGAGGAAGGUGGAGGAAGAAAAGGUCACUGCCCAGGUGUUCAUCACCCACUGCACAACGCGCAAGGAGGAAGAAGAGAAACGCGCGGACGCUGUUCUCUUGGAGUAUACGAAGCCGAGUGUGGUCAGUACGACGCAUCAUGCGUUAUUGCAGGGCAGGCUCGCCUGGCUCGCUAAAGAUGUUGUCGGACCGUUCAUGGAUGAAAAAGACUCCAACAGGUUAAAAAGGGCAUACCAACUGUUCGCGCACGUCGAUGGGCUACCCAAGCUUUGCGCAGAGUACAAGAGGUACCUCCAGAACAAAGUCAAGGCCAUCGUCACCGACACAGCCCGUGACGACGAAAUGGUUGAGCGCCUGCUGGACCUUAAAGAAUUCUCCGACAAGACUAUGCGCAGCUCCUUUGCUCCUGACGCCUCUGUGCCCGAGUCCGCUUCCGGUCCGACUCAGGACUUCUCGUACGCGGCGAUCGACGCAUUCGCUCAGGGCUUCAAGGCGCGACAUAACAAGCCCGCGGAGCUGAUUGCGAAGCACCUGGAUAGGCUCAUGCGCAAGGGCCAGCGCGGCAUGUCCGAUAGUGACUUCAGCGACAUGCUGGAUGCUGCGCUGGGACUGUACAGGUUUACGGACGACAAGGACGUGUUUAGGGCGUUCUACCACCGGGCUUUGGCGAAGAGACUGUUGCUUGAGAGGAGCGCGAGUGAUGAUUUCGAAAAGGCGAUGUUGAAAAAGCUGAAAGAACGAUACGAUCCUGAGUUCGACAUGGGCGACCAGAUGUUCCAAGACUUGACCAUCUCACGCGACACGCUCAGGGAGUUCCAUAAUCGUCACUUGGACUCGGAGUCGCUGUGCAGGCAGCUGUCGGUCAUGGUGCUUCAACGUAGCGCGUGGCCGUUUACGUCGCGCAAGCACGACAUCGUUUUGCCACCGAAUAUGCAAGCAGAUUUAUCGGUGUACCACCGCUUCUACAAGUCCAAGCACCAGAACCACCGGCUCGAUUGGGACCACGCGCUCGGGACUGCGACCCUCAAGGCACGCUUCCGCAAAGGGUCGAAGGACUUGAGCGUCAGCUUAUAUCAGGCCAUCGUCUUACUCUUGUUCAACGAUGAGGAUGAACUUGGGUUCAAGACGAUCAAGGAGCAGACGAGGCUUGACGAUAUGGAGCUACGACGCACCCUGCAGAGUCUUGCAUGCGGAACCAAGAGGGUGCUCAAGAAGAAUCCCGCAGGACGGGAAGUGAACGAUGACGACAUGUUCUCCUUCAACGCGGACUUCGAGGACCCUCGUUCGCGUGUGCACAUUAACUCGAUCCAAGCCAAGGAAACCGCGGAGGAGUCGAAGCGCACACAAUCCAACGUCGAAGGCGACCGAAAGCUCUCCAUCGAUGCAGCGAUUGUGCGUAUCAUGAAGGCGAAGAAGGAGCUGCAAUUCGAACAGCUCAAGACGCAGACCAUCGAUGCUGUCAAGAACCACUUUGUCCCCGAUGUGCCUACUAUCAAGCAGCGCAUCGAAGGGCUAGUCGAGCAGGAGUACCUAAGGCGGGAUGAGGAUGACAUGAGCAAGCUGUUUUAUAUUUCUUAGAUGCGUGAGCACUUGUCAUACCUCUGCUAUGGGUUGUAUCAAUAUCCGUUGUCCUGUAUUCCGGUCUGAAGCAUGGCGAAUCAUUUAGAACGCGGCGAACGCAUGGUGAUU